AUGGCUCUUUACGUGAAUACUACGACUUGACAUAAAUCGUAGUCCUACAGUAGUCUUUGAGGAUCUUCCUUUACCAAAAUCUGCAGACAUAGAUACUUUACACACUGCCCGUCCUGACAAAAUAUUUUUUUUUUAAUGGGGUUUACUUUUCAUCCCUCACUUUUUUUUUUGAUCCCCAAAGAGGACAGUAAUCUAUGUAUCUUUCUCACCAUUUUAUCCCAUACUGAUCUGAGCUCGAAAUCUUCCUUUUCGAAAAUGAGUACUAUGCCCACUCAUAUGAUGGAAAACUUCUGUUGUCACUAAAAUGCACACCGUUAUGUAAUGAUAGGACUUGGUGUCCUUCAUUGAAUAUUAGACACGUACUCAACUCACCCGCCUUUUCUAGUUCUUCUCCUUUGUUUGAUAUGACGGGAAGGUCAAGCAUACGCACAGUCAUCCUAAUCCGGUACCUGGCUUAUUAUCAUAGUCGGUAACAUAUAAUUCAUGCUGACGUAGAUUUCCUGUGUAGCCUUUCUGAAGAUUGAGGAUCAAAUUGCUAUCACAAAAAUAUAUUAUAUAUCCUUUUAUUUUUUGUACUGCCAUUUGUGGACAGACCCCCUCAGCUUAAGCGCUCAUUUUUUUGGUUAUUUUCUCAACUUAAGUUGUAGCUGACCAAAAUUAAUGACGGAUUAAAUCUACAUGUCAGCAAGUAAAUUGAGUCAGUGUCAGUGUUGGUGUCUCUCUCUUCUGCGACUGGGGAAAAAGGAGAGUUUGAACAGAAGAUUAGAGGGGAGAUGUGAAUGGUUAUAGAAAGCAGUAGGACAUGGCUUGGAGAAUUGGGAUUGAUUAUUUCCAAUCCCAACUCAAGGAGACUUGUCUUUUUUUUCUAUAUCCUUGGUUGUUACUCUCUCUUGUCACAAAUCUUUUCCACAAGAGUAGAUAUGGAAAAUAAUUUAGAAAUCAAAUUUUGGGGAAUCGGUUUGGAUGAGGACAACUAUUGUUGAUGCUGAAAGGAAUAGCAGUGGAGAGAUCAUGCCAUAUGUGAUUCAUAAACUUUGAAAGAUAUAAAGAAAUCAGACUCCUUGAUAAGUUUGCUACCUUCCAAUAGUAGCAAUGGUGAAUUUUCAUAAUGCUUCUAUGAGGAAACGGAAUUUGUUUGUUUAAGAAAAUCAAUGGAUCUUCUUGAAUUUUUUUUUUGUGAAUUCAGAGGCGAACCGGUGAGAUGCGCAUCUGUGUGUACUUAUCUUCAUGUUAUUAAAUUUAUUUUCUUUCUUGGAGAAUUCUUUCUUUUGAUUCUCUCUCUUGUUAGGACAUGGAUUAUGUUUAUGUAGAAAUUCUUUGUUUAUGAGCACAACUUCAACUCUCUUUUUUCACCGAUUUCACCACGAGGAGAUUUUAUUGCAGACCAUUCCAGUUAACCCAAAACCCUUCUUGAACAAUUUGACCGGCAAGCCUGUGAUUGUGAAGCUUAAGUGGGGCAUGGAAUAUAAAGGUGACGAACUAUUUGAAAUAUCUUGUUCAUAUUUAGAAACAGAUGAAUGUGUGACUUGUCACAACGCAGCUGUAUCCAUUUCUUUCUUCUUUCAGGGUUCCUUGUCUCAGUGGACUCGUACAUGAACCUGCAGGUGGCGUCUCCAUCUCCUCUACACUUUAUUUCUUCUCUGAAUUAACUUGAUGCGAAGUUGACAUUUUAUUCAGAUAUUUUCUGUUUAAUGCAGCUUGCCAAUACGGAGGAGUAUGUUGAUGGAGAGUUCACAGGAAACCUAGGGGAGAUCCUGAUUAGGUAAAUUGGAUAUUAUGCUUAUAAUGAUGAUACUGAUUAUUUCUUAGAUCGAAUCGAUUGGUUGCAAAUCUAAUAUAGUUUGGAAGACCCAAUUCAUGAUGAUAUCAUCUAAGUUUGCAAAAAAAAAAAAAGCGGAAACUUUAUACGAGGAUCUGGCAUAAAAAAAAAUUAAAAAAGAAAAAGAUGAACUGGUACCAAACAAAUUCUACCUGAUCUACAGUUUCUAAUGAAUUAUUCUGAUGAAUUCCGUCUAUAAUAAUAAUAAUAAUUAUUAUUAUUAUUAUCAUUAUCUUAUGAGAUGGAUUAUUAUCUUCUCACAGGUGUAACAACGUGCUGUAUCUUCGUGGGGUGCCAGAGGAUGAUGAGAUCGAAGAUGCCGAUUGA
Messenger RNA from Spirodela intermedia, 2146 nucleotides. Lineage: Eukaryota; Viridiplantae; Streptophyta; Magnoliopsida; Alismatales; Araceae. The record is from the annotation of a GenBank genome assembly.